CCCAAUCAUAUUUGACAGUUGUUGCGGUAUUCAGAACUGCCAUCCUCGAAGCCAAAAGCCGAAGCUGUUUUGGAUUGCUGCACUUGUGUUUCAAAAAGUUGCAAAAGCAACAGCAGAAGAAUUGUAGAAAUAGCAACGCACCUAUUGCUUUCCGUUCACAGUUUAAGUUGUAUUUAAAAAUUGAUUUGCGUCGCGCAUCCGCAUAAGGCAAACGCGCUGAAAAACACCAUUCAAACUGUGCCUUCACCUCCCGGGAAGAAUAGGAACUCAGGGGAAGCGAUCUCUUGGUACAAUAGCUGACUCAUAGCGGCGUCGCAAUGGAUUGUGAUACCGGCGAACAGAAGGCGGCUCCGUUGCAAAAUCUCAACGAUGAGCUGCAGCGAAGCCGAUCCCCGCUAGAAACGGUUGCCGAGGAAGCGGAAGGAUAUCAACCCAUUCUGGUAACACCGUGCACGGAAUGGAAGUCGUAUCCGCUUCUGGUAGAGGACAGCACCAGGCUCCGGCUGGCACCGUCGCUCGAACGGGCCUUGCGCUAUUUUUUCACCCACCGGGGCAAAAACGUCACGGAGAUAAGCCGGAGCGAUCUGCUGAUAGUACUUAUCUACGUGAUCGCCCUCGAGACCGGUCUGAUACCCAAGGGUGCCACACUGCCCUCCGCCAUCUGGUCGGAGAAACAUCACUGUUACCGGUCGUUCGAUAGACGGCUCGUGCACCAUUUCGCCACCCGGUUACCGAUGGACUGGUUCCGGGCGGGGGCCGGCUCGUACCACUUAGAGCUGGAGCUAAUACACGAGAAAGCCAUCCGCAGCAACCUUUCCUGUACGGUGGUUGCGUUCUGCAGUGGCGAUUUGCUCAUUGUUAACUUGCUACCGUACCACGGGCUUUCAGGCUUUUCCACCGCAAUACCGAUCAGCUACCACGUACCGGCGGUCAAUGCGGUUCGGCUGCCCUUUUGCUACCAGUAUCUGCAGGGGCUUGCGGUGAAGGUAAAGAAUGAUCUGCUCAUACCGUUUCGGAACCAUGUGUACCGGUUCAUACCCACCGUCAGCCCAUCACUGCAAGGGAUACCGCCCGAGGUGAUGCUGAAGGUGUCGGCGCAUUUGGAUAGCUUCUCGCAGCGGAACGUAAAGCUCGCUUUAAAUACGACGCCCUAACAUCUAGUAAUGCUACAUGUAAAAACUUAUGUACAAAAUGUUGGAGUGAAUGUUAAUAAAAGUAAAUAAACGGUCUCGUAAACCUGUUGCUGUAA
Molecule: messenger RNA, 1249 nt
Organism: Anopheles stephensi (Asian malaria mosquito)
Lineage: Eukaryota; Metazoa; Arthropoda; Insecta; Diptera; Culicidae
Exons: 2
Coding region: 318-1154 (278 amino acids)
Source: RefSeq, a predicted model, not a curated record